Messenger RNA from Heterobilharzia americana, 377 nucleotides. NCBI's taxonomy places the organism in Eukaryota, Metazoa, Platyhelminthes, Trematoda, Strigeidida, Schistosomatidae. The record is from the annotation of a GenBank genome assembly.
AUGAAUAAUGAUUAUGACAGUAAUCUGUCUUUGGCAACUGGAGGUUUCGAUCAUACAAUACGAAUGUGGCAACCAAGCACGGGGAAGUAUAUUCAAGGUUUUCAGCAUAGUGAGUCCCAGGUGAAUACCUUAGCUUUUUCUCGUGAUGGACAGUAUCUGGCUGCUGGUGGUUAUGGACGAGUUCGUGUUUAUGAUGUUCAAGGUCCUGGAACACCUUUUGUUAUGGUCUCGGACUUUACGAAAAAUGUGAAUACUGUAGGGUUUAAUGAUACGGGAAACUGGAUGUUUGCAGGUGCAGAGGAUCGUGUAGCAAAGAUCAUCGAUUGGCGAGCUGGUGGGAACUUAUGGAUAACUCGUAUUUAUCAGACUUCUUCUAG